AUGGAUGCCCCUCGAAUGGCGUCAAGUCCGAGUCCGAUUCGAGAUAUAGAGACGGAGCACACUCCCAGCGGCCCUGUGAAGCCUGUGAGAUAUACCUCCUCCUCAUCAUACGAAAGUCCUAGAAGGCAUCAGCAUCGAGAACCCACCGCACCGCGCCAUGUCAAGGAAACACUCAAUGCCCGAUCCGAAUAUACAACAAGCCAAGAUGACGGAACUGCGCAACAUCGCAUCAAUCAGUACAUAAUCAAGCAGGAGAUAGGCCGGGGCUCGUUUGGUGCGGUGCAUUUUGCAGUUGAUCAAUAUGGGAACGAAUAUGCCGUCAAAGAAUUCUCCAAGGCCAGGUUAAGGAAACGACAGCAGUCACAUAUGCUUCGACGACCACGGGGACCACAACGUCCAGGGACCGGAUUCAACUCACCGCUCCAUCGUCAUCCAUCUGGAACAGAUGAAAACCAAGAAGGCCAUCCGUUAGAUUUGAUCAGGCAGGAGAUAGCAAUCAUGAAGAAACUCAAUCAUAACAACUUGGUUUCACUAAUUGAGGUACUAGACGACCCAACAGAGGAUUCCUUAUAUAUGGUGAUGGAAAUGUGCAAAAAGGGGGUUAUCAUGAAAGUCGGCUUAGAACAAAAAUCGGACCCGUACGAAGAUGAAAGGUGUCGAUUAUGGUUCCGCGACCUCAUUCUCGGUAUUGAAUAUCUGCACGCUCAAGGCAUCGUUCAUAGGGAUAUCAAGCCGGAUAAUUGUCUCCUUACAUCGGAUGACGUGCUGAAAAUCGUCGACUUUGGUGUCUCCGAAAUGUUCGCUAAGGAUUCUAAUAUGUACACAGCAAAAUCAGCGGGAUCUCCGGCAUUUCUGCCUCCAGAACUGUGCGUUGUCAAACAUGGUGAUGUCUCUGGGAAAGCGGCCGAUAUAUGGUCUAUGGGCGUGACGUUAUAUUGUUUGCGUUAUGGACGUAUCCCGUUUGAGAAGCAGAGCAUAUUCGAAUUAUACGAGUCGAUUCGCAAUGAUGAUUUCAAUCUGGGAGAUGAGCAGGAUGAGGAGUUUAAGAAUUUGAUGCACAGGAUUCUGGAGAAGGAUCCUGCUAAAAGAAUCACCAUGUCAGAGUUACGGAAUCAUCCCUGGGUUACCAAAAAUGGCGAAGACCCAUUGCUUCCCGAGGAGGAAAAUACUGCACAAGUGGUUGAGCUACCUACGGAGGAAGAAAUGGUAUCAGCUAUAACACAUAAUGUCGAGAAUCUCUUCUCAGUGAUGAAAGCCGUCAGCAAAUUCAAGAAACUCGUUGAUCCAUCGAAAGCAGUCCCAGUAAUACACAGUAUCCUCGGCCACGAGCAUGACGCAUACAUGGUUCAACCACCGCUACAAAUCGAACCAGACGAAGGAAUCGAAGCGUUAGGCGUUUUCAAAAAAGUCAUAAAUGAGAAUGAUUUACUCCGGAGAAGCUCAACGAGCACUUCACAAGAGUCAUUCAGGGGACGAUCACCGCAAAGACAGGGCUCGAACGUCGCAAACAGACAGAGCAAAGCGUUCUUCAUGAAAGCUGCGGCAGCAGCUACAACAGCAAAAUCAUCAUCGAAAGAAGGAUCUCCGUGUCGAAGCACAUCUGAAGGAACACGAGGCCACGCCCGAGAUCCAUUAGAAGAAGACCUCCCAUUCCUACAUAUCGGACCAUCAACAUUCACCGGCGAAUUCCCUUCCACCUACGACGAUGGCAACGAACCCAGUAAUGAUAAUAACAACAACGAAAAACUCAAAAGACCAAUCCUCUCCCCCCUAAGCGUGCCAGAUACCUCUAUCGACGGAAUCCCCGAAUUCCCACAAACAGGCACACCAAUCGACACCGACUCCGUGCCAAUUAUUAGCGAAUCACCAGGCGCAUCAGAAAUCGAUAUUUACGAAACAGCCUACCGCGAAGAGAUUGAGCGUAUCAAACGUCGUAGUCUCGCUAGACGGGACUCGGCGGCGACAAAAGUCUAUCUUACGAGACGGGUGGAGAGUAAGAAGAUGCAUUUAGAUGAGGUUUUGAGGAUGGUUUCGUCGUCGUCGUCGUCGCAAAUUCUUGAUAGUCAACAACAUGACCAAAAACAAGAAGGAGAAGAGAAAAUACGUUCGGAGUCGGUUAUUCUUCAAGUUGGUGAUAAAGCAUCGGGUGCUUUUGCUUCUGCUGGGGCGGCUUUUGGGCAUGUUCUGGCGGCGGCAAAAGGAGGGAAAGAGAGUAUGACAGAUAAGGAGAACGAUGGGAGAGGGGUGUUGAAUUGAAGUGUAUACAGUCUACCUACCUGUGGUGAUUGGUGUCAAGCAAAUACUACCAGCAUAAUUACUUUUCUCUCUGGAUCAGAUGAUCAAUUGUUGAUAUUACUUACGACAGCAUUUGUCUAUUUUACUCCGUUCUUAU
Molecule: messenger RNA, 2392 nt
Organism: Talaromyces stipitatus ATCC 10500
Lineage: Eukaryota; Fungi; Ascomycota; Eurotiomycetes; Eurotiales; Trichocomaceae
Product: calcium/calmodulin dependent protein kinase, putative
Exons: 6
Coding region: 1-2256 (751 amino acids)
Biological process (GO): intracellular signal transduction; protein phosphorylation
Cellular component (GO): cytoplasm
Molecular function (GO): ATP binding; protein serine/threonine kinase activity
Source: RefSeq, a predicted model, not a curated record